Molecule: messenger RNA, 5671 nt
Organism: Morus notabilis
Lineage: Eukaryota; Viridiplantae; Streptophyta; Magnoliopsida; Rosales; Moraceae
Product: protein TSS
Exons: 23
Coding region: 349-5454 (1701 amino acids)
Biological process (GO): organelle organization
Cellular component (GO): cytoplasm
Molecular function (GO): protein binding
Source: RefSeq, a predicted model, not a curated record
AGAGAGAGCAAUAUCACUAGCCAGGUAAGGGUGUUUUAGCAAGAAGGAGAGGCCAGAAUUGCUCACAAAUCUGAAAAGGGGCUAAACCCCUCCAAACACCCUUAUCCUAUCUUCUUGAGUACCUUUUUUGACAAAGAUUUUCCUUCACUUUCUCUCCUCUCCAAAUUACUCUCCCUCUCUCUCUUUGUCCACCUCCUUUUUUUUUUCCUCAGUAUCAUUGCCUUUUAAUCCGCUGCUUCUCUUUUUCUUUUUAUUUAGUUCUACGAUUCCAUUAAUUUCACUUUAAUUUUCGGCCAAAACUAGGUUUGAAGAAUCACUUAUUGUCAUAAUAAGCUAUCAUAAAGGGAAAUGGCCCCAAGAUCAGGUAGAGGUAAGACCGGCAAAGCAAAGGCAGAUAAGAAGAAAAAAGAAGAAAAAGUUGUGCCAGCUGUCGUUGAUAUUACCGUCAUAACACCAUACGACGCUCAAGUUAUUCUCAAGGGCAUCUCCACUGAUAAGAUACUUGAUGUAAGAAGGCUAUUGGCUGAAAAUGUGGAGACAUGCCACCUCACAAACUAUUCCCUUUCUCACGAGGUCAAAGGUCAAAAAUUGAGUGAUAGCGUAGAGGUUGUUGCGCUAAAGCCCAGUCUGCUGAGAAUAGUUGAAGAAAACUAUACCGAAGAAGCUCAAGCCAUUGCCCACGUGCGGCGGUUACUUGACCUCGUGGCCUGCACGACCAGGUUCGCAAAGUCCAGAAGGUCACCAUCGAGCCCAGACUCAAAGUCCAGGAAAAGCCUUAGCAGGCCCAACAACAACAACCACAGCGUGAGCCAGUCCAGGAGCUCGGGCCCACAUUCGGCGCCCGAUGCAAUCGACGGCCGUGCACGGUCGCCGCCGUCGUUUCCGGCGAUCUCGGAGAAUUUCGGGAUGGCGGCCAUCCACCCGACGCCGAAGCUCUCCGAAUUCUACGACUUCUUCUCUUUCUCUCACCUCUCCUCUCCGAUCCUCCAUUUGAGAAGAUGCGAGGAUAUAGAAGAGAGGCGCCACGGAGACUAUUUUCAAAUGCAGAUAAAGAUCUGUAAUGGAAAGCAAAUACAAGUGGUUGCAUCAGUCAAAGGGUUCUACACAGUGGGGAAACAGUUCCUACAAAGCCAUUCUUUGGUUGAUCUGCUCCAACAAUUUAGCCAAGCUUUUGUCAAUGCUUAUGAGUCCUUAAUCAAAGCCUUUACUGAACAUAACAAGUUUGGUAAUCUUCCAUAUGGAUUCCGAGCAAACACAUGGCUUGUGCCUCCAUCGGUAGCUGACUCUCCAUCAAACUGCCCAUCCUUACCAGCAGAAGAUGAGAACUGGGGUGGAAAUGGUGGGGGCCCGGGAAGAAAUGGCAAACAUGAUCUUCAGCCAUGGGCUACGGAUUUUGCAAUACUGGCUAGCCUUCCUUGCAAAACUGAGGAUGAGAGGGUGGUUCGCGACCGCAAGGCCUUUUUGCUUCAUAGUAAAUUCGUCGAUGCCUCAAUCUUUAAAGCUGCUUCAGCAAUACAGCAUUUUGUAGAUUCCAACUCGAAAGCAAACAAGUCUUCAGUUGUGCAUGAGGAACAAAUAGGAGACUUGUCCAUCACAAUUAAACGUGAUAUAACAGAAGUGACCUCAAAUUCUCAAGUCAAAGUAAAUGAUGAAUUAUCUGGUUUGUCUUCUGAGGAAUUUGCUCAGAGGAAUUUGCUGAAGGGAUUAACUGCAGAUGAGAGUGUAGUUGUUCAUGAUACUUCUUCCUUGGGUGUUGUAAGUGUAAGUCAUUGUGGAUAUAUUGCAACAGUUAAAGUUGUCGGCAAUGUGAAUAAAAGGAAGCUUCAGGCUCUAGAAAUUGAAGUUGGUGAUCAACCAGAUGGAGGAGCAAAUGCUCUUAAUGUCAACAGCUUGAGGGUUCUGCUUCAAAAGUCUACCACCGAAACUUUGGGAGGUAGUCAAUCUGAUUUGGAUAGUUCAGAAACUUCUAGAUGUCUGGUUCGAAGGGUAAUCAAAGAGAGCUUGAAAAAGUUAGAGGAAGAGCCUAAACUAUUUGAAAGGCCUAUCAGAUGGGAACUGGGUUCUUGUUGGGUGCAACAUCUACAAAAGCAAGAAACCCAUACCGAUAACAACUCAAAAAACUCCAAGGCUGAUAAUGAGUCUGAACCAGCUAUUAAAGGUCUUGGCAAGCAGUUUAAGUCGUUGAAGAAGCGGGAAAAGAAAUCAUCUGGUGAAAGUACUACAAACAAUAGGGAAGACCCUGAUUCUUGCUCUAGCAGCCCGCAAAUGGAAUUAGAUAAGGGAGAGCCAAAUAACGUAGAGUUGAGCAGUGACUCAGAAUUAAAGAAACUAGUUUCUGAGGAUGCCUACUUGCGGCUGAAGGAAUCUGGAACUGGCCUUCAUCUUAAGUCAGUAGAUGAGCUAAUCAAUAUGGCACGAAAAUACUAUGAGGAAACUGCUUUACCGAAGCUGGUAACAGACUUUGGAUCACUUGAACUUUCUCCAGUUGAUGGCCGUACACUAACUGACUUCAUGCAUUUGAGGGGACUACAGAUGCGGUCUUUAGGUCGUGUGGUGGAACUUGCUGAGAAGCUUCCUCACAUACAGUCACUUUGUAUACAUGAGAUGGUUACUCGUGCUUUCAAGCAUGUACUUAAAGCAGUCAUCGCUUCUGUUGACGAUGUAUCAGAUUUGUCCGCAGCAAUAGCAUCGUCAUUAAAUUUUUUGCUUGGACAUAUUGGGUCACAAGAGAAUGACCAGAACCUGAAGGAUGAUGACGCCCUCAAAAUGCGAUGGUUAGAGAAAUAUCUAGCCAGAAAAUUUGGCUGGACACUGAAAGAAGAAUUUCCGUACUUGAGAAAGUACUCAAUUCUCCGAGGGCUUUGCCACAAGGUUGGUUUGGAGUUGGUCCCAAGAGAUUAUGACUUGGAAUGCCCAAACCCCUUCAGAAAAUAUGAUAUUAUUAGCUUGGUUCCCGUGUGUAAGCAUGUAGCAUGCUCUUCGGCAGAUGGUAGGAAUUUACUAGAAUCAUCAAAAAUUGCUCUUGAUAAAGGAAAGCUUGAGGAUGCUGUUACUUAUGGAACCAAGGCAUUGACAAAGAUGAUUGCUGUUUGUGGUCCGAAUCAUCGUGCCACUGCAAGUGCUUACAGUCUUCUAGCGGUGGUUCUUUACCACACUGGAGAUUUUAAUCAGGCAACCAUAUAUCAGCAAAAGGCAUUGUAUAUUAAUGAGAGGGAGCUUGGGCUUGACCAUCCAGAUACUAUGAAAAGCUAUGGGGAUCUUUCAGUUUUCUAUUACCGUCUUCAACAUAUUGAAUUGGCUUUGAAGUACGUGAAUCGUGCUUUGUUUCUUCUUCAUUUUACAUGUGGACUAUCUCACCCAAACACUGCCGCAACAUAUAUAAACGUCGCGAUGAUGGAAGAGGGCAUGGGGAAUGUUCAUGUUGCUCUCAGAUACCUGCAUGAAGCUCUCAAGUGCAACCAAAGACUACUAGGAGCAGAUCACAUUCAAACGGCUGCAAGCUAUCAUGCCAUAGCCAUAGCUCUUUCAUUGAUGGAAGCAUAUUCCCUCAGUGUCCAACAUGAGCAAACCACACUUAAGAUACUCCAAGCCAAACUUGGGCCAGAAGAUCUUCGUACUCAGGAUGCAGCCGCAUGGCUUGAAUAUUUCGAGUCGAAAGCUUUGGAGCAGCAAGAGGCGGCAAGAAAUGGAACCCCAAAGCCAGAUCAAUUAAUUGCAAGCAAAGGCCACCUUAGUGUAUCAGAUCUGCUCGAUUUCAUAAGUCCUGAUCAGGAUUCAAAAGGAAGUGAUGCGCAGAGGAGGCAACGGCGAGCAAAGGUACUGCAAGCAGAAGAGAAAGUCUGUGAAGAACAUCAUGUAGCAACAGCUAAAGAUGAGAUGCCAAAUGAUGUCACAGAAAAUGCCGCAGCUAAACCGGAUGGUGUUACAGAAGUAAACUCAGGAAGCAUGCUUCAUCAAAAAGAAAUGGAAGAAAAUGAUGAUAUUUCAAGAUAUGGGUUGACAUUUACAAGUGGAGCUGUAGAAGAAACGACUUCAGAUGAAGGGUGGCAAGAGGCCAGUUCAAAAGGGCGAUCUGGGAAUACUUCAACCGGCCGAAAGUCUGGGCGGAGGAAGCCAGUUCUCUCAAAGCUAAACUUACAGAGUGAAUAUUCAAACUCUAGAGAGAGCAGAUAUGGAAGGGAAGUCAAUUCAGCAUCACAACAUGUGAUUCCCAAGUCUAUUACUACCGAGUUGUCUCCACAAAAGCAGCCACGGGGUCGUAGCUCGAGUACGGGGCAGGAUUUAGUUAAACAUCAGGCAAAAGCUUCUGCAUCUAAAGUCUCCUCACCAACCAUUCAUAGUACCAUCGCUUCAAAAUCUUUAUCUUACAAAGAAGUAGCGUUGGCACCGCCUGGCACUGUUCUAAAGCCAUUGCUGGAAAAAGCAGAUGAAAUAGCUGUGGAGAAGCCAGAAACCAAGGUGAGUAACGUUCCACCUGAGACAUCAAAGCAUGAAGAGAGUAAAACUAACUCUGUAGUUGAAACAAUCACAAAGAGUGAAACAGAAGGAACUAAUGAAAGUGAGGGUCAUAGGGAAAAUAGUGGAGCAGAACUUGAAGAGGAAAAGUCCAAAGAAAAAUAUGGAAGCAAACUUUCUGCUGCAGCUGAACCUUUCAACCCGGGACCGAUCACCCUGUCUCACCCUUUAAAUUCAGCAGCUGUCACAAGCGUUUAUGAUGUUAGAGUCAGCCAAGAAAUGCUUUCAGAGCCUGUGGUGGUUCCGCCUGCGGCUGCUCGAGUUCCUUGUGGGCCUAGAUCGCCGUUGUAUUACAGAACCAACUAUUCUUUCGACAUGAGACGUGAUAUUCCCAAGUUUCCAACUCCCACAACCGAAAGAACAGGAUCAGAACCUCAAAGAAUCAUGAACCCGAAUGCACCGGAGUUUGUUCCAAGAAGAGCGUGGCAAACAAAUCCUGUGAUUGCAAAUGCAGGAGUUCCGGCUGAAUCAGACACGUCAUUAGAGAUCAAUAGGCCAGAAGUGGAGAAACUCGAUGACAAGUCCAACGAUGAACCUACAGAUGGUAACUCUAGAAAGAGCAUCUCUGAGACCGAAAAGUCCGAGCUUGCGAGGCAGAUCCUGCUUAGCUUCAUUGUGAAGUCUGUACAACAUAACAUGGACAGUGCUGGCGAGUUUGCAGUUAGUGGGAAGAAGUCUGACCGCUCGGAGAAACUUUCUGAUGCAAUUGAAAACGACAGUGCCAUUAUAAAGAUACACUACGGAAAUGAAGGGAAGACAGAACACAAGGUUUCUCAGACUGGUAAUUCUGAGGCUCAGAAAGUUGUAGAUGUAAAUAAGAAAAGUGGGGAUGGUGAAGGAUUUAUAGUUGUUACAAAGAGGAGAAAAAACAGGCAACAGUUCAGUAAUGGUGUGACUGGUUUGUACAGUCAACAGUCCAUAUGUGCUUCUGUUCGUUGAAGAGAGAGAGAGAGAGAGAGAGAUUCACUGGGAAGAAUUUGGCCUAAGUACCUUCUCCAAUUUCUCACUUACUUUUGACAAUGUAGAAAGUCGGGAGAUAGAGGAAAAGUUCUGAGUCUCAAGUUAGUUUGGGACAUUCUAAUAAACCGCGUUGAGCGUUCUUUUCUCGUGUAGAGAUUUUGAUGAAUAAAAAGCCAAUCAGAUCCUUUCAUGUGUA